Molecule: messenger RNA, 2202 nt
Organism: Fonsecaea multimorphosa CBS 102226
Lineage: Eukaryota; Fungi; Ascomycota; Eurotiomycetes; Chaetothyriales; Herpotrichiellaceae
Exons: 7
Coding region: 1-2202 (733 amino acids)
Biological process (GO): DNA-templated transcription; positive regulation of transcription from RNA polymerase II promoter by galactose
Cellular component (GO): nucleus
Molecular function (GO): zinc ion binding; DNA-binding transcription factor activity, RNA polymerase II-specific; RNA polymerase II cis-regulatory region sequence-specific DNA binding
Source: RefSeq, a predicted model, not a curated record
AUGCCUGACAUCCUAGCAAAGUGUGAUGGAGCGGUCCCAAUCUGCGGCCAAUGCGCCGAGUUGAGUAUCGAAUGCACGUACACGCAUCUUCCAAAGAGUUGUCAGUCGUACGCCCAAUCAGCGCUUGAAGACCGCUUUAAAUCGAUUGAGGAUGCGCUUCGGCAACUCGCCAAUCGAAGCAUCGUGGCAAGCUCGAUCAAUGCAACUUGCACGCUGCUGAGUCCGUCAGAAUCAUCCAGAGACACUAACCUGAUCGGAGGCGUCCUGCCAAGUGGGCCAACUGACGCUGAUGUCGACCAUGUCGACGGCAUGGCGCUCAUCGAUAGCGCUGACCAGCCUCAUGCCAGAUACUUUGGUUCGUCGUCAAAUGUCGCCUUUCUACGGGAGGUUUCUCGAGCAACGACCACAAUGGUCACCAGAAUUUCUCCUACCCGGUUGCGGGCUCUUCCAUCGUCUACCAGGCCAUUAGUAUCACGCGCGCCAUCGCCGACGGCAGACCAGACUCGGGAUGGAAUCCGCCCAAAGGAUGUCAUCGUGGCGCAGCUCCCGAGCGAGGAUCGCGUGCUCCAUUGGCUGGAGCUCUAUUUCUCGGACACCGGAAUUCUAUAUCCCUUUAUCAGCGAGCAGCGCGUCAGGUCUGGGUACAAUUCUCUCAAAGAACAAAACUUCGGUAGUAUCACGCGACCAUUUCUGGGGCUGCUCAGCGCCAUUUUCGCAGUUUCAAUACUCGUCAAGGCCGAUCCUAGUUGCACCAUCUCGCAGAACACGGCUGAAGCGGAUGUUUACUUCCACCGGAGCUUGAGUUUAGCUUCAGAAUCUGCCCUCCAUUCGACGGACAUCGAGACAGUGCAAUGCUUGCUGCUACUGUCCCAGUAUUGCCAAGGCACUCAAAGACCUGACGAAGGCUGGGCGUUGCAUGGCCUCGCAGUUCGAACGGCGAUGCGGCUUGGGCUCCACUCCUCCUCGCACAUUCAAGACACGGAUCAAUUGGCACAAGAGAUUCGCAAACGAGUUUGGUUUAAUUGCUUUCUUCUGGAUAGGACUCUCAGUAUGACCCUCGGCCGAGUACAAACAGUGCAUGACGAUUAUAUUGCGGGCGACUUACCCCUCGACGUGCCUCUCGAUAGGCUUGAUGGUCCUCCCAUGAUGUCAGCACCUCGAUCGAUCCGUGAUGCCUCGCACAGUGCUUCUUUCUUCAUUGAGACGAUUAAAUUGUACACUAUCCUCGGUUCAGUCAUCAACAAGCUCUACAGUGGCAACAUCCACAACGAGCCUCCAACAGAGCUAGUAUCUUUACUUCCAGAAAUAGUAUUACUCGAUUCGAGGCUGGAACAGUGGAGGAUGAACCUCCCAAUCACUCUUCGCCUUGACCCAACUGUUUCUCUGUCUCCACGCGCGAGGCCAUCGCAUUCAAAUGAUGCACUUCCGGGACGACUCAACGUUAUGAUCCACCUCCGCUAUCUGAAUCUCAAGAUCCUACUUCACCGACCAGUCCUCAGAGUAGCCUUGCACAAACUGUCUGCUGCCACCUCCGAUGCAGGCGAUUCUAAAGCUUUCAGUGAACAAUUGUGCAAGCCCAGUAUCAAAAUUCUGGCCGAGACUGCAAUAGAGCUAGUUGACACGGUCGAUCAAGCAAGCGGCCCAGUGAACUUGCUGGGAGCGUGGUGGUUCGCCUUGUAUUACACAUUCAAUGCGUCAUUGGCCAUCUUUGCUUGCUUUCUCCUCGAACUGUCGCGCCAUGGAGGACAGUACAAAAGAGCAGAACUUGACUUUAUCAGUGAGCUGGCCACAAAACUUCGUCUGGCCAUCAAUGUUACGGAACGCGUGGGCAAUGACGCCCUUCAAGCAAAGAGAAUUGCAAAGGUACUUACCAAACUUGUCGCCAUCACAACCGUCAUGUUCGGACCAUCUGGACAUCUAACGCAGGCCGAAGAUGGUCCGAUGCGGGACAACGAAGAACCGCGACAACAACUGCCACCUGAUCCUCUAGCCGAUUCAUUUCAGCGGCACAGCUUCACGCCGCUGGACACAAUACAGGUCGAGCGAUCUUCGGCUGCAGAUAUGGGAUUUGACCUAGACGGCAAUGGCAUUUUCAAUGCCUUUGAGGGCUUACCGACAGACUGGGUGGAUUUGAACUUGUAUUCGUUCACGCACAUGGAUGAUUUGGGAGGUUUAGACCUUGCAGGCGCGUUCACCAUGUAG